This is a messenger RNA of Triticum dicoccoides, 579 nucleotides long. RefSeq names its product cysteine proteinase inhibitor 8-like. Bases 16 to 372 code for a protein of 118 amino acids. Gene Ontology annotation, molecular function: cysteine-type endopeptidase inhibitor activity. NCBI's taxonomy places the organism in Eukaryota, Viridiplantae, Streptophyta, Magnoliopsida, Poales, Poaceae. The transcript has a single exon. The record is from RefSeq and is a predicted model, not a curated record.
CAAGAGAGCUCGACCAUGGCGAGACCUCGACUCCUGCUCGCCCUCCUGGCUACGGCCCUCGCAGCCGCCUUGGCUCUCGGCCGCCGCGGCGUGCUCCUGGGCGGGUGGAGCCCCGUCCCGGACGUGAACGACGAGCACGUCCAGGAGCUCGGCGGGUGGGCGGUGGCCCAGCACGCCAGCCUAGCCAACGACGGGCUGCUCUUCCGCCGGGUGACGCGCGGCGAGCAGCAGGUGGUGUCCGGGAUGAACUACCGCCUCUUGGUCGUCGCGGCGGACGGCUCCGGCAAGAGCGUGACCUAUCUCGCGCAGAUCUACGAGCACUGGAGCGGCACCCGCAAACUCACGUCAUUCAAGCCGGCUGCCGGCGGCUAACUGAUCCGCCUUAAGUUUCAUCUGCUCAUCCUUUGUGUAUGUACGUAGUACUACUACAACUAAAUAAACGAGUCGUGUGGUUUGAUCGUCGGGUAUGCAGUUCAUCCUGACUAGGAGUAGUAAUAUUUGCUUGCUAUCACUAGCAAAUAAAAAUGUGAUUACUCUUCUAGAAUGUUGUAAUGGAUGGUUUGUUUGUGUCGUUUGCCA